AAGAAACAAAUUAUAACAUUUAAGAAGCGAAGCGAUAUAUCUUCGAAUCCACCAGAUUUCUUUUAUAACGUUUCAAAUGAUGCUGACAUCAACUUCCGUAGCAGCCGAUGCUGAAAUUUUCAUCCAGAUGUAAUGCCACUGCAUGAUCCUCUGUUAAAGAGACUGAAAGGAAUAGUACUUGAUCUUAGGACAAAGAAAGAUGUUAUCACAGACAACAGUCCUAUUUUAACAGAACUUUGUAUAAUACUAGAGGAUAUCUUUACAAGGGGCUGUAGAGACACAUCAUGGUUUAACAAGACAAAUUACAGGUAUUGGACAUGGAUUGAAAAGAUUGGAAUAAAAGGAAGGUAUCAGCCAGCAUUUCACAUGGUGAUAGAUACAGUAAAAGAUUGUAAAAAGACAUGUACCUACUGUGGACGUGGCAGAUUAUUUAUUAGGUCAGCUUUAUCAAAGAAAGUGCUGGCAGUUCCAGUGCAACAGAUUGUUAAAGACCAGCAGUUACUACAAGAAUAUUACUAUUCAUAUAACACAGUGAUAGGAGAUGAAAUAUUGUCUGAAAUUCUGAUUUCACUCUUACUGGAGCUUGCAGAAGUCACAUUCCAUUUAAAGAUACAUAAUUCCAGUUUCUUGGACAAAACCUGGGAACUGCCUAUCUAUAAAAACUUUGAAUUUGUACCAUGUGGAGAUCUUGGUUUGAAUGUACAACAGGUUCAGGAAUAUUUCAUUGUCAAGUCAAUAAAACCAGGAAGUGUGGCAGAGGAAGAUGGAAAGAUAGGACCAGGGGAUAUUAUUGAUGAGUUAUAUAGCUUUGCACUUACUCCACUAAGUCUUCCAAAUGUGCAUAAAUUAAUGGCAAGGCAUAAAGGUCUACCAGUAUAUGUUGGUGUCAUUAAGCUUUGUGACAGAGAGGGAAAGUAUUUUCCUCCUAUUGUCCGCUUACUGGAAGAGAUCAAUAUAAAUCCCAGAACUUUACAGAAGGAGAAGGUACCAGACGAUAAAGAUAACAACAAUUCUGACAGGAAACCAGGUCAUGCUAUUCUACCAGAAGAGGAGGACUCGGAGAGACCUGUUCAUGCUCCUGAUGGAAGUGCAUUAUAUAAAGCAACAUACCUUGGCAAUGUAGAUCUUGGACCUGAUGGUAGAGUAGACAGAAUAGAAGAUGGAGUCGAUUUGGUGCUUAGAAAUCACAAACAAGUAAUUGAAGUUUUGAUUGAUCUGAGGGAGAAGGAUGUCAUUGUAAGUGAUGCUACCAGCAACAACAAGAUAAUUUUACGCCAAACCUAUACAGAAAUUUCAGCCUGUGGAAGGAGAACUGAUUUGAUGAAAUACUUUGGAUACAUUGCAGGAGAGACUACAUGCAGUUUAGCUCGUAAAUUUCUGUGUCACGUGUUUGAAGCAAGAACUGAAGAACAGGCAAAAUUGAUUCUAUGCACAUUGGCUCAAGGAUUUGAAAGAACCCACCUGUUGUUAUGACAACAGUAGUAAAUAUUUUUAGAAGAACAACCUAGCUGACAGUAGUGUGAUGUUGAAAGUGCAAUAUCUACAUAGUGUGUACCUGCCAACAUUUAACAUGGUGCUAAAUGUGUCACAUACUGUUACAUACACGAAAAUUGGUCAUUUUUAAAAGAUAAAGAAAUUGAUCAAAACUAAUUGUUAUUUAAAUUUUACUUUGUUGACAAGAUUAGUAUGUAAAAAAAGUAUUAACAAAAAUACUAAAUUCCAAGGUAAAUUCAUAGUCACAUUCAUAGUUUAUUGGUAGCCUGUUGGUUCAAAAAUGAUUGAAACAACUGUAUCAAAGAUUUGAUAAGCUAGUUUAAAAUGUAAAAGAAUUAAUUUGGUAAAAAAUGGAUGUCUGAUAGAAGUAAUUGAGCUUUAUAAAAUCAAUACAACAACAAAAUAUAUAUUCUUUUGAAAUAAAUCUGGAACUGGAACUAGUGCUCAAAUUAAUUUUUGUAUAAGAUUAAAGUGUUUGGAGAAUAAGAUUAAUUUUACAACUUCUGUAAAGGAAAAAUGAUUUGUUUUGCUCACACAUUGUUGUCAAUAUAAUGGAAUUCUAUGCAACUUUCAUAUAAGUGAGAGGUUUAGCUAGCUAUAAAACCAGGUUUAAUCCACCAUUUUCUACAUAAGGAAUGCCUGAACGAAGUCAGGAAUAAGACAGCAGUUUUCCAUUCGUUAGAUGUGGAUUUGAUUUUGUCAUUUUAUAAAGGUCUUUCUGUUUUGAAUUUUCCUUGGAGUUCGGCAUUUUUGUUAUUUUAUUUUUUAGUACUAUUUAUGGAACAAAUUGCAUUUUUGGAAUAGUUUGAAAUUAGAUUUUAGAGAGACUUAAAUUAAUAGAAAUAUCUUUAUAAUCACUUAAGUUGUACUUAUUGAUGCCAGUAUACAAAUAUUAAAAAAUAUUUAAACAU
Mytilus californianus (California mussel) is the source of this 2405-nucleotide messenger RNA. RefSeq lists its product as uncharacterized. The transcript is spliced from 20 exons. Gene Ontology annotation, molecular function: protein binding. NCBI's taxonomy places the organism in Eukaryota, Metazoa, Mollusca, Bivalvia, Mytilida, Mytilidae. The record is from RefSeq and is a predicted model, not a curated record. Bases 133 to 1473 code for a protein of 446 amino acids.